This is a messenger RNA of Acaulospora colombiana, 1740 nucleotides long. The record is from the annotation of a GenBank genome assembly. NCBI's taxonomy places the organism in Eukaryota, Fungi, Glomeromycota, Glomeromycetes, Diversisporales, Acaulosporaceae.
AUGUUGUCUAAUUCAAAUGAAAGCCUCAACAGAGUAACGAGAUCUAGACGAAAUACUUUUUCUUAUGGUGACAAUAGUGGAUCCCAACCAUCGCAAGGACAAGUAAUUGGUACCAGUUCUAACGAACUUGUUCCUUAUUCAAAAGAGUGGACUGUUAUCCUCUCAGAUCUCGGCUCAAACUCAACAACGAGAGAAUCUUCACCUUCAUCAUCGUCCUUUCCAACUUAUAAUUACAUUUCUACAACGGGAAUAUCGUCAUCAUCAGGUCAUGACGAUCCUUCAACACUCUCGCAAAGUUCGUUUAAUCAAGGAUAUUAUGAAAGGUUUUUUGUUGAAGAAAAAAAAUUGGGCAGAGGGUUUCGGGGAUCUGUCUACCUUUGCAAGCAUGUUUUGGAUAAUGUACCGCUCGGCGAAUAUGCUGUUAAGAAAGUGGCUGUAGGAGACAACCAUGCAUGGUUGGCUAGGAUGUUGAGAGAAGUUCAUUUACUGGAAAAAUUGCGCCAUCCAAAUAUCGUAGAAUACAAACACUCCUGGCUGGAAUAUCAUCAGCUAACAAACUUUGGACCGAAAGUGCCAUGCCUAUUCAUAUUGAUGGAACGCGCAAAUGGUGGAAAUUUAGAAGAAUACAUUGACAUGCAACCGCAAUUUUCUUUUCAGAAAGAAAUUGGAGAAAUGCUUUCACCGUUAGAACGAAAGCUUCGUGCUAGAAGGAUGCGAAAGGCGGAUCAUAAACACGAAGAGUCACCGCCUACCAGCACGCCGCCCGAGUCCACUAAACGUCUUUUAGGGGUACAUGAAAUUUAUUCCCUGUUUAUAAAUAUUUGCGAAGGAUUGGCUCAUCUUCAUCAGCAUGGGAUCAUACACCGAGAUUUAAAACCUUCGAAUUUGUUGUUACAAUAUAAUGAUCCGAAUCAUCGGGUUGGCAUGUUAGUUUAUGGAUUCUCCAUGUUUCAUUCAAGUCAGUGUGAAAUGUUGGACCAACUCACCGAUCGCGAUAGAACCGGUGCGACUGGAACUUUGGAGUUCAUGGCACCAGAAUUAUUAGCUGUGGACGACAGAGGAUCAUAUCUUAAAGAAUAUUCCCCUAAAUCGGAUAUGUGGUCACUAGGAAUGGUCCUUUAUUACUUAUGCUAUUCAAGGCUUCCGUAUCGUCAGGUUGAAGAUGUUGAUCUGCUAAAAUACGAAAUCUUGCAUUUUGAAAGUGUUCAAUUUUCUGAAUAUGGCGAGUCCGUUCGAGCUGCUUCAAGCGGUCACAGAGUUCCCCUUCUCCUUCGGAAUCUGAUUACGCGUCUAUUAUCACGUAAUCCAAGAAAUAGACCGUCUUGUGAAGAAAUUUUAGAAUCCAUUCGAGAGGUCAAAUUAACCUUCAAUGAAUCUGUUAAUGAAUCUUUAUUUACAGAUCAAUAUCAAUUUGAAAUGUCAUCUAUGACUGAUAAUGAACCACGGAUUUCAUCUUCUUUGAAUUCCCCCAGUUCAAGCGUGGAAAUGGGGUUCGAAUUUUCAAAACUGUCAGAAGAUACCUUUAACGGGCAUUCGAAAAUAACACGGUCAGCCUCAGAAUCUGAAGCACCAUAUUCAGAGUUGAUGGAUGAGGAUGAACAAUUGAAUGACGAUAAAUUACGCAGACGGAGGAUAAAAGAUGAGAUACAUGAAAUUUCGGGUGGUGAGACGUCACAAUCGAACACGUAUUUUAACGUUGAAAGAGAGAUUGUGGUCGGGCAGAGUUCCUCGGUUAUUAAG